Molecule: messenger RNA, 3340 nt
Organism: Drosophila eugracilis
Lineage: Eukaryota; Metazoa; Arthropoda; Insecta; Diptera; Drosophilidae
Gene: Antp
Product: homeotic protein antennapedia
Exons: 6
Coding region: 711-1853 (380 amino acids)
Biological process (GO): anterior/posterior pattern specification; negative regulation of transcription by RNA polymerase II
Cellular component (GO): nucleus
Molecular function (GO): DNA-binding transcription factor activity, RNA polymerase II-specific; RNA polymerase II cis-regulatory region sequence-specific DNA binding
Source: RefSeq, a predicted model, not a curated record
UAACGGCAUUCAACAUAUUAAAAUCUAAGAAAUAAUCUAAGUGUAAAUCUCACGAAACGGCUACGUUUUUAAAAAAGAAAUUGUGAUAUUAUAUAUAUUUAACGGAAAGUAUCAGCGGAAGGGAAAACAACAAUAUUGUGUAUAUAUAUGAGAAGUGAGCGAGGAACAUCAAUGAAUAUUUUAGCUGAGCGAAGUACACACGAAUAAAUAUAUUAAUAUACAUGAAUAUAUAUAUAUAUUUUGGGCACCGAUUUUUACACAACAACAAUUAUAUAUAUCGAUAGAAAAGACACGAAAACAAUCACAGAGAACUAAGAGUUUCAAAAUCAAAAUUGAGGAAUACCAACUAGAGGAUAAGGCUACGUAAGGAUCAAAGCACACCAAGGAGAGGGAUUUUCUAGCAAAUCGAAAAGGUUAAUUUCGUCACUUUUGGCCAAGACAGCAACAGAGGAACAGCAAAGCGGAAAUCAUUUUAUACCUCACACCACGACUACACACUAACUAAGACUAGGCUACGCAACUGUACAUUGUACUUAAGGUUCAAAGGUUAUUUAGUUUACUUUGUAUAUACGGAAAGUAGCUAAAAGCACGGAGACAGGAGGCAGGAGCACCACAGUCACUAGCCACUAAGCAGAGUCACAGUCACGAUCACGUUCACUCCAGGAUCAGGACUCGCGGCGGGAUCAGCUGACGCUGAGGAAGCUGCCACGAUGACGAUGAGUACAAACAACUGCGAGAGCAUGACCUCGUACUUCACCAACUCGUACAUGGGGGCGGACAUGCACCAUGGCCACUACCCGGGCAACGGGGUCACCGACCUGGAUGCCCAGCAGAUGCACCACUACAGCCAGAACGCGAAUCACCAGGGCAACAUGCCCUACCCGCGCUUCCCGCCCUACGACCGCAUGCCCUACUACAACGGCCAGGGAAUGGACCAGCAGCAGCAGCAGCACCAGGUCUACUCCCGCCCGGACAGCCCCUCCAGCCAGGUGGGCGGGGUCAUGCCCCAGGCCCAGACCAACGGCCAGUUGGGCGUGCCCCAGCAGCAACAGCAGCAGCAGCAACAGCCCUCGCAGAACCAGCAGCAGCAGCAGGCGCAGCAGGCCCCGCAACAGCAACUGCAGCAGCAGCUGCCGCAGGUUACGCAACAGGUGACACAUCCGCAGCAGCAACAGCAGCAGCCAGUGGUCUACGCCAGCUGCAAGUUGCAGGCGGCCGUCGGCGGUCUGGGCAUGGUUCCUGAGGGCGGAUCGCCUCCGCUGGUGGAUCAAAUGUCCGGCCACCACAUGAACGCCCAGAUGUCGCUGCCCCACCACAUGGGUCAUCCGCAGGCGCAGUUGGGCUACACGGACGUGGGAGUUCCCGACGUGACAGAGGUCCAUCAGAACCAUCACAACAUGGGCAUGUACCAGCAGCAGACGGGAGUACCGCCGGUGGGAGCACCACCGCAAGGCAUGAUGCACCAGGGCCAGGGCCCGCCCCAGAUGCACCAAGGACAUCCUGGCCAACACACGCCCCCUUCCCAAAACCCGAACUCGCAGUCCUCGGGGAUGCCGUCUCCACUGUAUCCCUGGAUGCGAAGUCAGUUUGGUAAGUGUCAAGAACGCAAACGCGGAAGGCAGACGUACACCCGGUACCAGACCCUGGAGCUGGAGAAGGAGUUCCACUUCAAUCGCUACUUGACCCGCCGGCGGAGGAUCGAGAUCGCCCACGCCCUGUGCCUCACGGAGCGCCAGAUAAAGAUAUGGUUCCAGAACCGCCGCAUGAAGUGGAAGAAGGAGAACAAGACGAAGGGCGAGCCGGGAUCCGGAGGCGAGGGCGACGAGAUCACGCCACCCAACAGUCCGCAGUAGAUCAGGUGCCGGAUCAGCAGCCCGAUCAGGAGCAGCAGCAGUUAAAUGAAAUUUCUAUCUAAAUACAAUUUACGUUAGUUCGGAGGAGAGCGCAAAGAAUUUACUUCGAUCCCAGAGGACUAUCCAAUCUAUUACCUAUCCAAUCCGUUGAACUUCGCGUGGACUAAAGUAAACUCAAACUAAACUAAACUAAACAAAGAGCGGAGCUGAGAACUCUGCCUGCAACUUAGUUAAUUGUUAUUAUUUUCUACUUAUUAUUUAAUUGUACACGAAAGGCCGGCGGAGAAGGCGAACUAAGAUAAACGUACGGUAAAGAUAAAGAUAAAGAUAAAGAUAAAGAUAAAGAUAAAGGUAAAGAUACGAUAAAGAUAAUGGUAAAGAUACAAGUAAAGCGUAAAACUCAAACAAAACCAACUCAUGUGACCUCAGAUCUAAAUAAGCUAUAUUUAACUAUAACGCAUAUAUAUACAUAAUAUAUGGUUAACUAUACAUGAUACCAAGUAAAGCUAAAGGCAAGGCGUAUAUAUAAAGUAAAUAUAUAUGAAGCAUAUAUACUAUAUACACGAUAACAUUAGUUCUACGCGUCAUAAGUACUGUACGAUUAACUUAUAUAUACACCCCAGCAUACCCCUAAACCCUAAACCUAAACUAAAUCAAUGUUUGUAGCAAUCCUAGCGCAAAACUAUAAAAUAAAAAUCCAAAAAAAAAACACCAAGUGGCGUCAAAAUCCAUUGCAUGUUGGUUCGAGAAACCAUAAAUACCAGAUAACACUGAACACGAAUGAUAAUAGAGAACCUUGCUGCUAAGAGAGUGUCGCAAGUUUAGACAAAGAGAUACCAAAACCACGGAAUAACGUUGCUUAAAGUAAACAUACAAUAAAAACGAAAACAAAACUAUUAACUGGCAGAAGCUUAAAUAUAAACGGAAAGGAAUCGCAGAGGAUUGAUGUAAAACUCGACGGCAAAUUAAACUUUAUAAAACUCUUAAGAGAAGGUCAACCAACUUGGGUUAACCACUAUUUCUUUUAUUUUUAAUUUCUUGUGCAAUUUUUGGUUCUUGCAAAAGUAAAGUUAGGUCGAAAAGGAUAUAAAGUAUACCGAAACAUGAAUUGGCAGGUGAGGAGCGAGAGUUUAAAUUGUUAAAAGAGCAACACAAAGAUAUGUAUAGAAAGUAAUGAAUCGAAAAUCGAAUAAAACCCUGUAAAGUAGUAAAUUGAAAUGCAUUAUUAGACGAGGAUGCUGCGAGGGGAAUCCCCUUUGAGCGCAGAACCGAACGAUUUCUAUAUGAAUAUUCGCCUAACACUAACUAUAUAAAUGUAUGUACGUAACUCAAACUCAAUUUCCACGCCGUCCGUGGAAAUCCAUAUACCAAAGUCAAAGGAACGAAGGAGAAAGCUAGAGCAGGACGAGAGGGAAGCAGAACUAUAAGGCAUCAUAUGUUUAUAUGUAGAUAUAUAUAAUUAAACCAGCCCAAUAUAAAGCAUGUAA